This is a messenger RNA of Penicillium griseofulvum, 3069 nucleotides long. Its product is annotated as Oxo-4-hydroxy-4-carboxy-5-ureidoimidazoline decarboxylase. The coding region runs from base 1 to 3069 and encodes 1022 amino acids. The transcript is spliced from 7 exons. Lineage: Eukaryota; Fungi; Ascomycota; Eurotiomycetes; Eurotiales; Aspergillaceae. The record is from RefSeq and is a predicted model, not a curated record. Gene Ontology annotation, molecular function: protein binding.
AUGGCAGACCUCCCCCCACCAUCGACGAUCCCUUCCCUGCCUCAAGAGACCCAACUUCGGGUGCUCGAUACCCUCUUCGAACCAUCCCCAGAGCUCCACAAACUGAUGAUCCCUGUGCUGGCCAACCAAACCUUCUCUUCAUACACCAACCUUAUCGAUGCAGUAGGGGGUCGCAUGUCUGCACUCUCAGCCCCCAAUUCACCUACUGACCGAGAUGUCCUCUUUGGUAUUUUGGGAUCGCAUCCACGUCUUGGCCGGGCCCCAGCCAACCCAGAACAUUUGAGUGAGCUGAGUAAAAAAGAACAAGCCCAAUUGAAUGAAGGUGCAGAGGAACAAGCGGAAAAAUUACGAGCACUGAAUGCGGAAUACGAAGAGAAGUUUCCAGGGUUGCGAUUUGUUACAUUUGUUAAUGGCCGUAGUCGCGAUGUGAUUAUGGUCGAAAUGCGCCAGCGCAUUGACCGGGCCAAUGCGGAGAAAGAGAUUGAAGAGACCAUUCAGGGAAACAAUCUCCAACUACCAGUCGCGACGUCCCCCGCCAUAACCGAUUCGAACCCCCGCGGAACCUCAACAUUCCCCGGAUCGGCCACAUCGGAUGUCGCGUCGGGCUCGACCCAUAGUCUACAAGAUGCUCGGAAUCCCAGGCGCUCAGCCAUUGGUAGCUCUUUACGCGACUCGAACUCAAAUACUCCCCUCGAGAAGACCGAGUCAAGUGCUAUAGAUCCGUUAUCGCAGCACAUCAUCCAACGCACCAAUACCCAAAAGACCAUUCCCCUGAAAUUACUGGGAAGAGCCUCAUAUGAAGCAGAGGCCGUGGGCUCCGAGUAUAGCCAGUCAGGGAGAAGCCCGACCCGGAAAGAUUCAUUGCCUACCUCAAAACCUCCUAAAGAGAAGAAAAAAGGUGUUUCUUUCCUCACCCGAAUCAUUGGAACCAAGAAAAUAGAUCAGCCGGUUGAGGCGGAAGAUGAAACCUCGGAACCUGAAGCGCACCGCAUGUCUAUUGACACUUCGCAUCCAAUUGGAUUCAUACCUCGACACCCUCCUCCAUCAAAAUACUUGAAGGUGCGGGCUCAUCACAAAAAGGAUAAGACCUUCAACCGCGUGUUUCUGGCCCAGGAACUGGAGGGCAGCGGCCCAUCGACCAAACCCGCAGAUAGACGGAUAUCAACGUCCUCGGCCUUGCCACAGAAUGGCGAUUACGUUGGAAAGGCCAUCUGGGCACUUACGGUUUCGAAAGAUGGUAAAUAUCUCGCGGCUGCUGGCCAGGACCGGAAGGUUCGAGUAUGGGCGGUGAUCUCUACACCGGAGGAGCGCGAGGAUGCCAAUGGGGACGAAGAGGUAACACCCGUAGACGCACAAGAUGAUUCCGGCCUGAAGGCGCCUGUUUUCCAACCAAACCCCGUUCAGGUUGAUUUUGUGACUUCGAUUCAAUUCCACCCGCGUGACGAUCGCUUUUUCCUUGCUGGAUCUCUCGAUACCAAACUGCGACUCUGGAGCAUCCCAGAUAAGAGCGUGGCUUUUGUGACUGCUGUGCCCGAUAUGAUUACUGCGGUGGCAUUUACCCCCGAUGGCCGAUACUCCAUUGCCGGAUGUUUGAAUGGCAUGCUUAACAUCUAUGACACAGAGGGUCUAAAGGUAUCAGCCCAGAUCCAUGUACGAUCGGCCCGUGGGCGCAACUCCAAGGGUAGCAAAAUCACUGGAAUAGAUACGAUGACUGUACCCAAGGACGAUGCUAGGAAUGGCGAGAGUGAUAUCAAGUUACUGGUUACUAGCAACGACUCCCGCAUCAGGCUGUAUAACUUCUAUUCUCGAUCAUUGGAGGCUAAAUUCCGCGGUAACGAGAACACUUGCAGCCAAAUUAGAGCUACAUUCACCAAUGACGGCAAGUACAUCAUAUGUGGAAGUGAGGAUCGCAGGGCAUACGUGUGGCCAGUUGGAUGUGUGCAACGAGAUUCCGAAAAGCAGCCUGUGGAGGUAUUCGAGACACAGUCUGCGAUGGUAACAUCUGCAAUCAUGGCACCGAUUCAAACAAAACAGGUCCUGGCGCUAUCAGAAGAUCCAAUCUACGACAUCUGCAACCCACCGCCGGUAGCUCUGAUGGGUCCAGAGUCAACAGAUCUAAGCAAAGAGGACGGGAAACCUCAUAAGCGCUCUGCAUCAGCACCUCGCCUAUCGAUCGUCAGCAAAAUGGCCCACGAAUCACCCUCAUACCUCGCGCGAUCCAAACAUCCAGGCGGAGAGAUCAUCGUGAUAGCCGACUACUCCGGCAAGAUCAAAGUCCUUCGACAAGACUGCGCGUAUCAAAAACGACGCUACGAAAACUGGGACAACAACUCCACCAUCUCACGCCGGAUCCUAGGCCGCUCCAACUCCGCACGCCGCAGCGCAGCCUCCUCAAUCGGAAAGGAAUCCACCCAUAAAACCCCAUCCGAGCGCAUCGUCUCAUGGCGAAACUCCGUCGUCCGCCAUGGCCGCUCCAGCACUGAAGGCUCCCGCUCCGGCAUCCAAACCCGCAGCCCGUCCCCUCAGCACCGCCCAGCAAUUGUCAGACUGGCCUCAUCUCGACCUUCAAGCCUCGCCCCCCACGAAUCACUAUCAGUCGUCGCUACAUCCCCACCCCCAUCACCGCGCCUACCCCGCCCCGACAGCAACGGCACAAAUGGCGCGAGCAUGGCAAACGGAACCGGCCUUGCAAACCCCUCAACCUCCCAAGCCCAACCCUCAAAACCCGCUUCAUCCGUGGACCUCCUAGCCAGCGGUAAAGCACAGGACAACCCGCUCUGGCUACAGGGCGACCGCAGCUACGCGUACUGGAACAAGAUCACGAACGAUGCGCUAGCCAUGCAAUCCCGACACUCGAAUGACUUUCUCAAACCGGAUAGAAUCCCGUCGCGCGAUCGCGCGAAUUCGGGCGCUAGCGUGCUGAGUAGUGACUAUACCACAUCGACAGGUGAUCCAGAGGAGGACGUGCUUAAGUGUGAUAAUUGUCGCGGGACGAGUUUCCGCAGUGUCAAGGGGAGGGAUGGGAAGCAGAAACUUAUCUGUUCGGAGUGUCAUCGGCCUGUUUCUUGA